Candidula unifasciata is the source of this 354-nucleotide messenger RNA. The record is from the annotation of a GenBank genome assembly. Lineage: Eukaryota; Metazoa; Mollusca; Gastropoda; Stylommatophora; Geomitridae.
AUGGCAGGCCUGGUAUUAAAUGUUGGCAUUGGCUUAUUCAUCCUUGCCUUCAUCUGGAUCUUGGCUCUGAUAAUAUGUCUUGCUUUUUCCAAGUCCCCAACAAAAAUUGCAUCACUGGGUCCCUUUUCUAUCAUAGCUGCAAUCAUCAUUUCAAUCAUUUUGAUUUUUAUACCUCGAGAUAGUCAGUUCCCAUCACCUGAAGAACAAAGCAUGGUUUAUGAUUACAGCAUUGUUUAUCGCUCCGGCCUGAUUGCGGUUAUGGCAUUUUUUGUUGUGGUGGGUCUCGCAAUAUUUUUGGUGAACCAUGCAAUGCAGCCAGUUCAGGCCCAGCCUCUGCGCAAGUUUCUCCGGUAG